AUGCCAAACACCAAGACCGUUCAUGUUCCUCACCUGGGGGGAAUCGAUGCAGCAUACCAGAUGCCCCAUGUCUAUGACUCGUCCAAGCCGACGUUGGUAUUGGUGAACAGUUUUACCACUUCGUCCGAACUUUACCGGCAACAAUAUGCCAACAAGGAAUUGACGGACAAGAUGAAUCUCGUGGCCAUUGAACUACUUGGCCACGGUCAGACCAGGACAAAGUCCGAGAAUUUUACAUAUUGGGAUACCGCCAUCAUGAAUCUCCAAGUGAUGGAAGCUCUAGGGAUUUCAAAGGCAUUUGUCCUAGGCACGUCUCAGGGUGGCUGGAUCACCGUUCGCAUGGCAUUGUUGGCACCAGACAAGAUCCAAGGAAUCAUUCCACUCGGCACAUCUCUGGACUAUGAAUCCGAGCGAACGCGAAAGCUCGGAUGCUGGGAUGGUGUUGCCGCCUGCACAGGACCAAUUGAUAAAUGGACGAGCAAUGAAUCAACACCGGAUUUUCAACCAGACCAAGACUACUGCGAUUUCCUCAUCGACAUCGGGUUUGGCAAGAAUUGCCCCCAGGCAACCCGAGACACCUGGCGCAAGAUCAUCCCUUCCAACUACCAGGGAGACGAUGGUAGACGCCGAGCUCGCAUGGCCGCAAUCAAUCUCCGUGAACGUGAUGGCUUACACGGUCGCCUUUUCGAUAUCAGAUGCCCUGUUAUGUGGCUUCAUGGUACCGACGAUGUUGUGUACAGUGUUGCUAACGCAGAACAUGAAAUCAAACUGUUCACUAACAGUCCUUCGGCAGACCUUGUAGUCGUUGAGGGAGGCGCGCAUUUCCUCUCCGCUUCGCAUCCAAAGGACGUUGAUGACGCUCUGAUUUCAUUCGUGGGCAGAUAUGCUUAG
Exophiala bonariae is the source of this 891-nucleotide messenger RNA. RefSeq lists its product as uncharacterized. The transcript has 3 exons. Gene Ontology annotation, molecular function: catalytic activity. The record is from RefSeq and is a predicted model, not a curated record. Lineage: Eukaryota; Fungi; Ascomycota; Eurotiomycetes; Chaetothyriales; Herpotrichiellaceae. The coding region runs from base 1 to 891 and encodes 296 amino acids.